Messenger RNA from Tetrahymena thermophila SB210, 1143 nucleotides. RefSeq names its product transmembrane protein, putative. The transcript is spliced from 2 exons. Lineage: Eukaryota; Ciliophora; Oligohymenophorea; Hymenostomatida; Tetrahymenidae. The record is from RefSeq and is a predicted model, not a curated record.
AUGCCUUUUAACUAUAAUAUUGAUACUUAAAGCUUAAAUAGAUAAUUAAUCUUGUAAUAGCUAGGAUUCGAUGCUUAUAGCAUUAUUAAUUUGCAAGUAGAUUAGGUUUAUUCAUAAAUAUCAAUUCAAUACCCAACAAUUCCUUCAGUUCUAGCUUUAGUUAACAGUGUAUUUAAUUUGUUAGUCUUUUUAGGUUUCUUUUUGAAGUUUAUAUCUUAAAGUUCUUUGCAUGAAGAUUUCUUUGUAAUUUUGAUAAAGAAUGUUUACUAAGACAUUUAUCAAUAGAUUUUAUAAUCAAAUAACUUAAAAAGGUCAAAUUCUAUUAUAAGCUAAUAAAAUAAAUCAUUUAUUAACAAUGAAAUGUAAAAUAUAUAAGACAAUUAAUAAUAAAAUUAAAUGGGAAAGGAAAAAGAUAAGGAUUAAAAUUCUUAAGAGAUUGAUGAUUAAAAAUUAGCUUAUAAUUAAGUAAUUAAACAGUAAGAAAAUAACAUAUUUCACUCAGAAAAGUUUACAUCUCUUCCUUAGUAAGAUUAAUAAAUAUGUAGAAGUAUUACUUAAAAAAGUGAAUCUGAAAUGAAAAGUAGGAAGGAGAAUAAAAAAUUGAAAAUUUAAAAUUUAGGGCCUAAAUUAAGCUAUUCUAAUUAUUUAAAAUAAAAAGAUGACAACCACCAAUCUUUGAUAUUCUCAAAAGAUUGUUUUGAAGAAAGAAAUAAUGGUUAAGUAAGCAUCACUUUAAGUAACUAAAAUUAGCCAAAGUAGGAAUAAAAUAAAAUUUAAAAUAUAAAUCCAUAACAGCCAAUCAAAUAAAAAAAUUAAGAUAAAUUUAUAAAAAAGCUAAUAUUUGGAUUUGGAAGUAAGGAUUUAAAAUCUUAAGGUUUAGAUAAAUAGAAUAAGCAAAAAAUUGAAGAUUAGCUGAUAAAAGAUUUAGAUAUAUUAUAAUUUUACAAAGAUAUAAUAUUUUUGAAGAAAGCAAUAAUGAUGAUCUUAACAUAAGAUCAGUUGGCUUCUAUAAAUUUUAUUGGAUGUUCUAGCCAUUUAUUAAAUUUAAAAUAAUCGAUCUUAGAAAUUUAAACUGACAAAUGUAAUUAGUUUACUAAAUAAUUUAAAAAAUUAAAUAUUUUUUAUAAAAUAUUAAAAUAGUGA